This is a messenger RNA of Penaeus monodon (black tiger shrimp), 4237 nucleotides long. RefSeq names its product transmembrane protein 64-like. The record is from RefSeq and is a predicted model, not a curated record. NCBI's taxonomy places the organism in Eukaryota, Metazoa, Arthropoda, Malacostraca, Decapoda, Penaeidae.
GGAAGUGAAUAAUCUGAACCUGGACAACCUCUUGUUCGAAAAAUGAGGUUCUUACCCCGAUGGUGCGUGAAAACCUCCUCCGUCAGUCCCUCACCCAACACCAGCAGGAGCUCCCUCGAGAACGGCGGGAUCUUCGACAGCAGCACGGACAUCGAGUCGUUGGGCCUGGGUCGAAUCGACAAGAAGCUGCGGCCGUCGAAGGGAGCGAGAACACACCUCACGAACGCCCUGGCAACGGUCGUGGUCAUCGUAGCGGUGGGCGGGGGCUGGUACCUCUCCCGCGACUACCUCCGUCAGGUACUCCUGUGGGUGGCGGUGCAGGAGGCGUGGGCGGUCGUGCUCGUCUUCCUGGGACUCUUCACCGCCGUUCAUGUGGGGCUACAUCCUCGUGAACAUCUCCGCCGGGUACAUGUUCGGGACGUGGCGAGGGCUGGCCGUCGUCGUCUCCACCGCCACCGUCGCAGUUUUCCUCGUGCACACGCUGCUCCGCUGCUGCCUCAGGGAGUUCCUCCAGCGACGGGUGAUGACUUCGAGAGUCUUGCGCGCCCUUCUGUCUGUGUUGGGCGGGAGUCAGGCCUUCAAAGUCAUCGCCAUCACACGCCUCACGCCCAUCCCCUUCGGGCUGCAGAAUGCGGUGUUUGCUGUGUCCCGCGUUUCGACUUGGCUGUACCUUUUCGCAACAGUACUCGGCUUGUUACCAACCCAGAUCUUGAAUUGCUAUCUGGGGACGACUGUGAGGAGCUUGGACGAGGUGGUUUCUGAUUCUUCUUCUGCCACUGCUACAGGAUGGAUUGUAUUCGCGGCGCAGAUCAUCAUCAGCAUCUGCCUCACGCUGUGGGUCGUGCGUCGUGCCAAGGCGGAACUCCACAGCACGAUGGCGUUACAGCUUUCGGACACCGUCUCGGCCACGGCUUCCGCGAGCCUCCCCUGCACGCCCAAACGAGUUCCCGACACGUCCAGUUACCGCAGGGCAUCCCACGCCGACGUCGCCACCAUCACAACUCCGGGCGUCCUCGAGAACCACGUGUACAAGGGCGGCGUCCCCGGCAGGAAGAACCGCAGCUCAAGUCUCUUCCUCGAGCUUCUUCCCAAUAAUUUGAAGCAUAUGGGUCUGACCUACGGCGUCGAGGAGGAGGAGAGCAGGACCCAUCACAAGGGGGACUCCAUCAAGGGGAAACCUGGAGGCUCCCCAACCACGUGCUCCACAUCCUCGUCCUUCGUUCCACACAGCUCCACUUCUUCCGCCUCCCGCCGUUCUUCCACGGACGAUGACUUUAUCCUCGUCUCCGCUCCUGACCAUCCUGCGUGAGACGAGCAUCCUCAGGAGGUCACUUCGGGAGUCAAAAGAGGUCCUGGGAGCUGGUGCCAGGCGAGCAGACGUUGGUCGGAAGGACACGCGGGUACGAUUACCUUUCGUAGCGGUGCAGUGUGAUGGAAAGAUUGUCCACUAGAUGGCAUUGGAUUCUGUGGUCUUACUGCGAGUGGUUUAUUUAGUUAUGGCUACUGGUUUAGAGACAUUUUAUAGCUUUACUGGAAAAAAAAAUAUUCGUUUUCUACCCACUCCUGUGUUAAGCCGUUGCUUCAACCUAACUCAACACGUGCAUGUAGUAUUUUCUCAACAAUUUUGAAUUUCUUGUUUUCAGUAGCUUUAUUCUAUAGACCAGGGUUCGUUCGUCGUCCUAUUGGAUAAGACUGCUUCUUGCCUUUCUGAUGUUAUUAUUAUUAGCUAUCUUGUUCAUUUUCUCUGUAUCGCUACCUUCCCUUCUUCUUCGUAACAUAUUUAUUCCAAAAUAAUAGUCAAUAUGUCUAAAAAGGUUCUCCUAAUUUAUCCAUAAAGGCAUUAUCCUUGUCACGUAGCUUAUAAUACUCUCUCCCCUAGGAUAUCGUACUCUAACUAAAGUUAAUAUCCAACAGCUUCCACAUCCUUAUGUGAUAUCAUCCAUGUUAUGCUUUAUCAUCACCCCUUCAAACCACUGUUCACGUCUCUCUUUCAACUCGUAACAAGCUAUUCUCUUGUUAUCUAAACAACACUUAAAAUGUACAUUCUUCUGCACAAGUUAACAGAACCCUUCUCUUCACAAUCAAGUUUCCUCGAACCUUGUUGAUUUACAUGCAGACCGCUUCCAAGUAUUAAUCUAAGGUUUUCUAAUUCCUACAACAAGUGCCCUUAAUAAUACUGUAUAGUGUAUUUCAACCUCGCACUUUCCCCAACUCUUUCACACUGUAUCUACCUAAACCCUUCUAAGCCAGGAUUGUUCUGAUGCACACGCAAUGACAAUAUGCUACGUUGCGAUUGUCACAAUAUCAGCCCUGGCAUAUCCAAACAAACACAAUACACAAAAUGGGAGUUUUUAAGGCAUUGUAUCAGCACAGUAGAGUAUUUUGGCAUAUAUAUAAGCCAUAUCAUUGUAUGCCCAAGGUCUAUAAGUACAGACCUUGGUGAUGGCAGACCUAAAAAGUACAGAGAGAAAUCUAACAUUCGGAGUAACAUUUACCACACACUGACUCCCUCUUUCCGUCCACAUUUACAAAAAACAGCCUCAACACCUCUCCCCUGUCUCUCAUCACACACUGGCAUACCUUGCUUUUAUUUCAGCGUCUUAAAAAAACGGCAAAAGAUUCAGAAAGUCUUGAGAACUGAAUGAGUUUGUGGAUUAAACAUCCCAGAUGUUUUUAAGGAUAUUAACGUGAAGAUCAUUCUGUGUUUUUUUAGCCCGCUGUAAGGAAACUGGAACAGGCUUAUAGUGAUCGUAAUGUAUUGGGUCCUCCCAUAGUACCACGCUCACUCUAUUGCUGUGAAGAACAUUUGAUCACUUCAUAUGUAUGAACCAAUUGCAUAAACUGACUUUUUCAUAAGAAAAUUUAUCUGGUACAAUUUAUCGGAUAUGACAGUGAUGAUAAUCAUGAACAAUCGCGUUAUUUUGUGAAAGUGAAAUUGGAAAUGAGAUGUAAAUGUGUAUAUUUGUGUGCUAGUGCAUUCGAAUGUGAGAACAAAGGCCAUCAUAGAAAAAAAAACCUGCGUCUCUUUCAUCCAUGAUUAAAUAUACUGUGAUUUUUGAGUGCCCAUGACAUUUCUCCAGUAUGGGAAUAAAUCAUCAGUAAUUCUGAACUGCAUAUUGUUCCCAUGAAAUCUUCCAGUAUCUUACAGAUCUUUGUACUGAAAACUACCGUGGAAACACAAUACGGUGUCUGUAUGUUGUUUGAAACAAUAGAUUUUGCAUUUGAAAUUCAGUACAAAUGAAUUCAUCAAUAUUUCUGCCGCAAGAAGUGAACUGAAAGUGUUUUUGUUUGUAAGCAUUGCAUUAUUCUUCCAUAGAAAAAAAAAUCAUGCUGAUUAGCUCAAGUAGAAUAUUGAGAUUAGGCUUAUUUAGACGAACAAGUAAAGCAAACAACGGAGUAAAAUUAUAUAAAUUAUUAAGCUGUUAACCCAACCAUAUGUUUUAUAUACACAGUGUUUCUUAUAUUCUAGUGCUAUGUAUGAAUAUAGUAACUUAAAAUUUGUAAUAAAUAGAUAUCUAUUGGUGAGUAUAUGAAGCAUACAUAUAUAACGCACAAUCCUCUCGCAAUUAUAAGUGAGUGAAUAAACAAUGCUUUGAAUACGAGAUGGAAGCAAUUCAAAAUAUUUAUGUAAAAAAAAUCAGACUCAAAGUAACUUAAUUUUUUAUACAUCAAACAUUUCGUAUAUGAUGAAUUGAUCGCAACCUGGUGCAAUGUUUUUUUUCUGGUCAUAAAGGAUGUGUGUUAACAUUGAUUUAGGCAUCACAAGUAGUGCCUUUUUGUAAGACUUGUGUACAUUAAUCACAAGUAUUUGUUGUGUCUGUUCUGUAUGUUGGUUGUGCCGAAAGAAGCAACCUGAUUCUGUGAAAUAAUACAAAGGUAUUACAACAUCCAGUGACCGUAAAUGGUUGCAACCCAAGCACAACCAUAGAUAGAUAAUCAACAGUUAUCAAUCAGGGAGUAUGUUGGCUGUUGGAUAAUUGUGUCAUGCGCAUCAUUCACGUAGAAUUAUCACUCAUAGUAACCCAUGUGUCGCAUCUAAUCCACACCUCAAUAUUAUUUGCUACGUAUGUGUUUGCGUAUAUAUAAUUUGUCAUUACAUGUCAUUCAUGUAAGCGUGUAUCAACUUAGAGGUUAACUAAAGUGUGUGAUAAGCCUACUGUGUUAUAAAUGGCAAUCGGUAAGUGUGAAAAUACGGGAGGGUCCUUCAGAUGCCAAAGGCCCCUUUGAUUGGUAAUUC